GCACGAGAGAUGACUGAGAAGUAUGCUAAGGUUAAGCGUGAUGGAUGCAGCACCAGCUUCCAAAUUAAGGUGCAUAAUUACCUAUACUUCUAUAGUUUUUCACAAAAUCUGAGUCUUUAGUGAGCUUUUAGUCUCUCAACUCGAUUUCGCACAAUCUCCCUGGAAUCUUCAAUAUAUAGCGAGGAUUAAGGUUCACGAGCUUAGAGAUAAGUCAAAGACUGAUCUUCAGAACUAAUUGAAGGAGUUCAAGGCUGAUAUAGCGAGGAUUAAGGUUCACCAGCUCUAUUUACGCUGCAUCUACUGAAGAACGGUGUGAUGGGCUUGAAGCUUAACCAUAUGAGGAGAUUACUAAACACUGAGAAAUUGAUCUGAAGUCUGAAACUCUCGUGGAGAUUACUUCACUACUGUAGGCUUCUACAUCAGUUCUAUGACUAUGAACUACAGGAUGUAUUCGAGAAGCCACUUUGUGAAAGGAAUGGAGCUGAUGGUGCUGCUGAUAUGUUACAGGCUGUACGGGAAAGCAACAGAGGACUCAGUGGCAUAUGCGUUUGUGAUGGGCUCAACCUGGUUCCUGGUUGAUGAUGCAAAAGUGUGGAGGCCAAAUUCAGAAGUAAAGUUCAUCUCCGAUGCAAUAGGCACAAUAGUGGCUUGGCCUAAUGAGUCUACGUCUGAAACUUUUAAGUCCCAAAAUCAAACUCUGCGAAUCUUGAGCAAGCGUAUCGCUCCCUUAUCUCCGCUUCCAGAGGUUUAUCUCGCACUCUUAGCCCUUCUCUUUCGCUGUACUAGCGUUAAGCGCCUUGUGGCUGAUCUCAUUCUUCGGUAUGCACUAUACUGCCCUACUGCUGUCGGAGAUGCAUUGCAAGCUGUUAUCGACAUGCAUAACUUCAGCGUGGAAGCUUUAAAGAGAGGACAAGAUACUGAUGGUGUUGCUUUUCAAACUGCUAAAGCCUGCAUAUUUGGUCUGGUUGACCUAUGUUCUGCUGCUUAUUCAAAGACAAAACAUCAUCACCAGGGAGACAGAGGAGGAAGAUGAAGAUAGGAGACAUAGGGGUAGAUGAAGAUAGGAGAUUUAUCGAUCUUGUAUAUUUUUAUUGAUGUAGUAUUUUAAUAAAGGUUUUUGUAUAUAUUUCAUGUAAUAAUGAUAAUAAAAUAUUGUAUUUUUU
Messenger RNA from Arabidopsis arenosa, 1163 nucleotides. NCBI's taxonomy places the organism in Eukaryota, Viridiplantae, Streptophyta, Magnoliopsida, Brassicales, Brassicaceae. The record is from the annotation of a GenBank genome assembly.